AUGAUUUUUCAAUCUUUUCUACUAGGUAAUCUAGUAUCCUUAUGCAUGAAGAUAAUCAAUUCGGUCGUUGUAGUCGGACUCUAUUAUGGAUUUCUGACCACAUUCUCCAUAGGGCCCUCUUAUCUCUUCCUUCUCCGAGCUCUGGUUAUGGAAGAAGGAACCGAGAAGAAGGUAUCAGCAACAACUGGUUUUAUUACGGGACAGCUCAUGAUGUUCAUAUCGAUCUAUUAUGCGCCUCUGCAUCUAGCAUUGGGUAGACCUCAUACAAUAACUGUCCUAGCUCUACCAUAUCUUUUGUUUCAUUUCUUCUGGAACAAUCACAAACACUUUUUUGAUUAUGGAUCUACUACCAGAAAUUCAAUGCGUAAUCUCAGCAUUCAAUGUGUAUUCCUGAAUAAUCUCAUUUUUCAAUUAUUCAACCAUUUCAUUUUACCAAGUUCAAUGUUAGCCAGAUUAGUCAACAUUUAUCUCUUUCGAUGCAACAACAAGAUCUUAUUUGUAACAAGUGGUUUUGUUGGUUGGUUAAUUGGUCACAUUUUAUUCAUGAAAUGGCUUGGAUUGGUAUUAGUCUGGAUACGGCAAAAUCAUUCUAUUAGAUCGAAUAAGUACAUUCGAUCUAAUAAGUACAUUCGAUCUAAUAAGUACCUUGUGUUAGAAUUGAGAAAUUCUAUGGCUCGGAUCUUUAGUAUUCUCUUAUUUAUUACCUGUGUCUACUAUUUAGGCAGAAUACCCUCACCCAUUCUUACUAAGAAACUGAAAGAAGCUAAGAAACUGAAAGAGGCCUCAAAAACAGAAGAAAGGGAGGAAAGUGAGGAAGAAAGAGAUGUAGAAACUGCUUCCGAAAUGAAGGGGACUAAACAGGAACAAGAGGGAUCCACUGAAGAAGAUCCUUAUCCUUCUCCUUCCCUUUUUCAAGAGGGAUCCACUGAAGAAGAUCCUUAUCCUUCUCCUUCCCCUUUUUCGGAAGAAGGGUCGGAUCCGGACAAAAUCGAUGAAACGGAAGAAAUUCGAGUGAAUGGAAAGGACAAAAUAAAGGAUAAAUUCCACUCUCACCUUACAGAGAGAGGCUAUAAAAAUAUUAAUACUAGUAAUUGUGAAAUUUAUGAUAAAAAAGAUUCUUAUCUGAAUAAUAAUAAUAAUAACACGGGUAAUCCAGAAAAUUUUAAAUUGCAAUUGCUUGAUAACGAAAAUGAAAAUCAAGACCUCUUCGGGUUUAAAAAACCUCUUGUGAGUAUUCUUUUCGAUUAUAAUCGGUGGAAUCGACCAUUUCGCUACAUAAAGAAUAAUCGAUUUGACCAAGCCGUAAAAACUGAAAUGUCACAAUAUUUUUUUGACACAUGUAAAAGUGAUGGAAAACAAAGAAUAUCUUUUACAUACCCGCCAAGUUUAUCAACUUUUUUGAAAAUGAUAAAAAGAAAGAUACCCCUAUUGUCACUCCAAAAAACGCUCCCUCAUGAACUGGACAAUCAGUGGGUUUCUACCAACAAAGAAAAAAGUAAUAAUCUGAAUAAGGAAUUUUUAAAUCGACUUGAAGUUCUAGACAAGGAAUCUCUUUCUCUGGAUAUACUUGAAACAAGGACUAGAUUGUGUAAUGAUGAUACUAAAAAAGAAUACAUGCCUAAAAUGUACGAUCCUUUGUUAAAUGGACCAUAUCGAGGAACAAUCAAAAAAGGGGUUUCACCUUCAAUCAUAAACAAUAAUUCGCUAGAAAAUUUGAAAGAGAGAGUUAGACUAAAUAGGAUUCAUACUAUCUUUCUUCCGAAUACUGAUUACCAAGAAUUUGAACAAAAAGUGGAUACGAUUGAUAAAAAACCAUUAUCAACAGAAAUUGACGAGUUCUUAACUUUAAUCAAUGAAUUUGGUAAGGAACCAAAAUCGAGUUUAAAUUUGAAAGACCUUUCUUUAUUUUCAGACCAAGAACAGGUAAGAACGAAUUCAGAAAAAGGAACUAAAUUUUUAAAAUUUGUAUUCAACGCAAUUGAUCCUAAUGAGACAAAAUCUGGAAACAAAUCGAUUGGAAUAAACGAAAUCAGUAAAAAAAAACCUCGCUGGUCAUGUAAAUUAAUCACCGAAUUGGACCAACAAUUGGGUAAAUUUGAAGAUGGCCUAUCAGUAGAUUAUCAAAUUCGUUUAAGAAAAUUCAAACGUGUAGUUAUUUUUACUGCCAACAACGAGAAGAAGGAUCCUGAUGAGACCAACGAGGAAGUGCCUUUAAUAAUCUAUUCGCAACAAUCCGAUUUUCGGCGAGGUAUAAUUACAGGCUCUAUGCGGGCUCAAAGGCGAAAAACAGUUAUUUGGAAACUAUUUCAAGCAAAUGCGCAUUCCCCCCUUUUUAUCGACAGAAUAACCCCCCCCCGUCUUUUUUCUUUUGAUAUCUCUGGACUGAUUAAACCAAUUUUUCGAAAUUGGACAGGUAAAGAGGGAGAAUUCAAGAUUCUAGAGUCUAAAGAAGAACAAACAAAAAGAGAAGAGAAAAAAGAAAAGGACAAAAAAAAGGAGAACACCAGAAAGGAAAAAGCACGGCUAGCGGUAGCAGAAGCCUGGGAUAACAUUCUUUGUGCGCAAAUAAUAAGAGGUUACAUGUUAAUAACUCAAUCAAUUCUUCGAAAAUAUGUUGUAUUACCUUCAUUGAUAAUAGCCAAAAAUCUCGGGCGUAUGUUAUUCUUGCAACUUCCUGAAUGGUCUGAGGAUUUGCAGGAAUGGAAUAGAGAAAUGCAUAUUAAAUGUACUUAUAAUGGUGUUCAAUUAUCAGAAACAGAAUUUCCACAAAAUUGGUUGAGCGAUGGGAUUCAGAUCAAAAUUUUAUUUCCUUUUUGUCUGAAACCUUGGCAUAUAUCUAAACUGCACCCCUCCCGCGUAGAGCUGAUGAAAAAGAAAAAACAAAAAGAUGAUUUUUGUUUUUUAACAGUUUUGGGAAUGGAAGCUGAACUUCCCUUUGGUUCUCCCCGAAAGCGCCCUUCCUUUUUUGAGCCCAUUUUUAAGGAACUCGAAAAAAAAAUUGGAAAAUUUAAAAAGAAAUAUUUUAUAACUUUUAUAACUAUAACUCGAAAAGUUUUAAAAGGAAAAACAAAAUUAUUUCGAAGAGUUUCAAAAGAAACCAAAAAAUGGCUUAUAAAAAAUAUUCUAUUUCUAAAAAAAAUAAAAAAAGAACUUUCAAACAUAAAUCCAAUUGUAUUAUUUAGAUUCAAAGAAAUAUCUGAAUCGAAUGAAACGAAAAAAGAAAAAGAUUAUCUAAUUAGUAAUCAAAUAAUUAACGAAUCAUUUAGUCAAAUUGAAUCUGGAAAUUGGCCAAAUUCUUCACUGAUAGAAACCAAAAUGAAGGAUUUGACUGAUAGAACAAGUACAAUAAAAAAUCAAAUAGAAAGAAUUACAAAAGAGAAAAAGAAAGUAACUCCAGAAAUAGACAUUAGUCCUAAAUCGCCAAAAAAUAUUUUCCAAAUAUUAAAAAAAAGAAAUACUCGAUUAAUAUGUCAAUUCCAUUAUUUUAGAAAAUUAUUCAUUCAAAGAUUAUACAUCGAUCUAUUUUUAUCUAUCAUUAAUAUUACAAGAAUUAAUACACAACUCCGUCUUAAAUCAACAAAGAAAUUGAUUGAGAAAUACAUUUCCAAUAAUGAAAUAAAUCAAGAAAAAAUUAAUAAUAAAAACAAAAUUAACUUUAUCUUUAUUUCGACUAUAAAAAAGUCACUUUAUAAUAUUUAUAAUAUUAGUAAGAAAAAUUCACAUAGUUUUUUUGAUUUAUCCUACUUGUCACAAGCAUAUGUAUUUUACAAAUUAUCACAAACCCAAGUUAUUAAUUUGUCUAAAUUUAAAUCUGUUCUUCAAUAUAACAGAACGUCUUUUUUCCUUAAGACUAAAAUAAAGGACUAUUUUAGAACACUAGGAAUAUUUCAUUCUGAAUUAAAACAUAAAAAACCUCAGAGUUAUAGAAUCAAUCAAUGGAAAAACUGGUUAAGACGGCAUUAUCAAUACGAUUUAUCUAAGAUUAGAUGGUCUAGAUUAAUGCCAAAAAAAUGGAGAACUGGGGUUAAUCAAAGUUGUAUGGCUCAAAAUAAAAAUAGAAACUUAAACAAAUGGAAUUCAUAUGAAAAAGACCAAUUAAUUCAUUACAAAAAAGAAAAUGAUUCUGAACUCUAUUCAUUAUCAAACCAAAAAGAUAAUUUUAAAAAAUGUUAUAGAUAUGAUCUUUUAUCAUAUAAAUCGAUUAAUUAUGAAAAUAAAAGUUACUCAUUUAUUUCUAGAUUACCCUUUCAAGUAAAUAAGAACUUCGAAAUUUCUUAUAAUUCCAACACGCCCAAACACAACCCUUUUGAUAUGCCCGACAAUCUUCAUAUCAAUAAUUAUCUAAUAAAAGGCAAUCUUCUACAUCUACAUAUAGAAAGAAAUCUCGAUAGAAAAUAUAGAAAAUAUUUUGAUUGGAAAAUUCUCCAUUUUUCUGUUAGACAAAAAGGAGAUAUUGAGGCCUGGGUUAAGAUCGAUACCAACAGUAAUCGAAAUACUAAAAUUGGUAUUAAUAAUUAUGAAAUAAUUAAUAAAAAAGGACUUUUUUAUCUUACAACUCAUCAAAAUCCAGAAAAAACUAAAAAAAAUUCGAAAAAAGACUUUUUUGAUUGGAUGGGAAUGAAUGAAAAAAUAUUUAAUCGUCCCAUAUUGGAUAUGGAAUUUUGGUUCUUCCCAGAAUUUGUACUACUUUAUAAUGUAUAUAAAAUAAAACCGUGGAUUAUACCAAGCAAAUUACUUCUUUUAAAUUUGAAUACAAAUGAAAAUGUUAGUAAAAAUCAAAAUAUCAAUAAAAACAACAAAAAAAACUUUUUUCUACCAUCAAAUAAAAAAAUAAAGAAUCGAAUUCAAGAAGCAAAAGAACCCGCAAGUCAAGGAAAAAGAGAGCGUGGAUCAGAUAUAGAAAACAAAGGAAAUCUGGGCCCUGUUUUCUCAAAACAUCAAAACGAUCUUGAAAAAGAUUACGCGGAAUCAAACACAAAGAAGGGUAAAAAUAAAAAACAAUACAAAAGCAACACGGAAGCAGAACUAGAUUUGUUCUUGAAACGUUAUUUGCUUUUUCAAUUGAGAUGGAACGAUACUUUGAAUCAAAGAAUAAUCGAAAAUGUAAAGGUAUAUUGUCUCCUGCUUCGACUGAUAAACCCAAACAAAAUUGCUAUAUCGUCAAUUCAAAGGAGAGAAAUGAGUUUGGAUAUAAUGCUGAUUCAGGCGAAUUUACCUCUUACAGAAUUGAUGAAGAAGGGGUUAUUGAUUAUCGAACCUAUUCGAUUGUCUGUAAAAAAUAAUGGACAAUUUAUUAUGUAUCAAACCGUAGGUAUUUCAUUGGUUCAUAAAAGUAAACACCAAACUAAUCAAAGAUACCGAGACCAAAGAUAUGUUGAUAAAAAUCAUUUUGAUUUGCUUGUUCCUGAAAAUAUUUUAUGGUCUAGACGUCGUAGAGAAUUGAGAAUUCGAAGUUUUUUUAAUUCUUUGAAUUGGAAUGGCGUCGAUAGAAAUUCAGUAUUUUCCAAUGAAACUAAUGUAAAAAACUGGAGUAAAUUUUUGGAUGAAAGGAAACCUCUUUAUAAAGAUAAAAAUGAAUUAAUUAAAUUAAAGUUCUUUCUUUGGCCUAAUUAUCGAUUAGAAGAUUUAGCUUGUAUGAAUCGUUAUUGGUUUGAUACCAACAAUGGUAGCCGUUUCAGUAUCUUAAGGAUACAUAUGUAUCCACGAUUGAAAAUUAAUUGA
This is a messenger RNA of Capsicum annuum, 5721 nucleotides long. Lineage: Eukaryota; Viridiplantae; Streptophyta; Magnoliopsida; Solanales; Solanaceae. The record is from the annotation of a RefSeq genome assembly.